This is a messenger RNA of Racocetra persica, 939 nucleotides long. Lineage: Eukaryota; Fungi; Glomeromycota; Glomeromycetes; Diversisporales; Gigasporaceae. The record is from the annotation of a GenBank genome assembly.
GCCUCUCAUAUAAACAACCUUAAAACCUUCCUUCUCUCGAUUAGAAAGGCUUAUUUGAACGUAUCAAGACAGAAUCCUUCAAAUCUUAAAUAUAGUACCAGUCCCACGUUUUUACUUAAAGACAAUUUGGAUCAAGGAUUAUCACCACGAAUCGAUCCUUCCAUAACGACGUUAACGGAUAAACAACGCGACGAAAUCGACCUACAUGCAAAAACAAUAAUUCAACAAUGCCUUAACAGAAUAAAAGAAUUGGAAGGAGCCGAACAAGUUCGCCAAAGUUCAAUUGCAAAUAAUACAUGGACUAAUAUUUUAUCAACCAUUUUUUCCUCUGACGAACGUGAUGUGUUGGCCGCAAUACGAAGCAGUAUCACAUGGUUUUUAAAUAAGAGAUUAACCGAAGUUUCGAAAAUUCAAAAGGAUCAACAAGAAACUAGGAUAAUGAAGGAAAUUGAGAAACGCGAAAGCACGUUAUAUAAACCAAUAGAAUCAAAAUCUCCUUCGCGGCCAUCAUCAGUAAUUCAAACUAUGAUAAAUGAAGAAUCAGAAACACCUACGAAAUCUGAUAAUGAAAUGAGCAGUAAUAUAGAAAGUGAUUAUGACAUUGAACAGCACUUAUCUGCAGAGCAGAAAAUGGUACUAGAAAGGGAAAAUGAAUCUAUGAUGAAGGAAUUAGCUACUGCAUUAGAGCAAGUCAAUCAAGCAGAAAAAGCAUUAUUGGAAAUCUCAACCUUACAAUCCGUCCUAUCUAAUCACUUGGCUGUACAAACUCAACAAACGGAUCGUCUAUAUGCUGAGGCUAUUGCUAUCACAGACAGAGUUCAAGAAGGAAAUUUAAUGUUAACAAAAGCUAGACAAAGGGCUUCUGAUACAAGAAAAUGGAUUCUUGUAUUUUUAAUAUUAGCGAGUUUUGUUUUAUUGUUUUUAGAUUGGUACGAUUAA